CCACCAUGUUGUAGGAAACCCUGCGCGGCUGCUCCUCACUCACUGUCAGAUUACGGUCUAAUCCCAGGAGGAGGACGCGAAGGAGGAGGCGGGGGACGCCGUGUCAAGACGCCGCCUGCGCCUCGGAAGCCGUCGGUGGAGCACAGUGACCGGCCCGCACUCGGACUAUGAAGCGCCUUGUGUUGCUCCAGCGAGCCGCCGACACCUGAAGAUGUUAGCGGCUAACUAGCCGCGAAUGAGCCGCUAAUUCGGAUUACGCCGCGCACUUCACCUGGUGCUUCAGCUCCGUGUGACAGCAUUCGAAGCUGCACUCGGCUGGUGUGGACUGUUGCGGUCCGCAGCGCCUGUCUGCGCCCUCAGAUCCAGCGCGCGAGCUGCACAUCCGUCGGUAGCUGAUUCUGGGCACCGACCGAAACGGACGCCUCUGUUGGUCCAUGAUAUAAGUCGGUUUCAAGUAUUCCGAGUUCGACUGGGGACGAAGCCAAGAUGUCCGGGAAGGAUAAAGACAAGCAGGAGAAGCAGUCGACCACCGAGCGGCUCGUCAAAGCUGUGCCAUACCCACCACAACACAAACUUACCAUGAAGGAGUUGUUUGUGGAUGGCAAACCUAAUGCUGAGCUGCUGCGCACACACCUGGUGAAGGAGGGUCGAGUCGAGGAGGAGGUGGCCCUCAAGAUCAUCAACGACGGCGCCAAUAUCCUCCGCCAAGAGAAGUGCAUGCUGGAAGUGGAGGCGCCAAUUACAGUGUGCGGGGAUGUCCACGGACAAUUCUUCGACCUCAUGAAGCUGUUUGAAGUGGGAGGGUCGCCCAGUAACACGCGCUAUCUCUUCCUCGGUGACUAUGUCGAUCGAGGAUACUUCAGUAUUGAGUGUGUUCUCUACCUCUGGUCUCUCAAGAUCAACCACUCCACCACAUUCUUUCUCCUGAGGGGGAACCACGAGUGCCGGCAUCUCACAGAGUACUUCACCUUCAAACAGGAAUGUAAAAUUAAAUACUCUGAGCGAGUGUACGACGCCUGCAUGGAGGCGUUCGACUGCCUGCCACUGGCUGCUUUGCUCAAUCAACAGUUCCUGUGUGUGCACGGGGGACUCUCUCCCGAAAUAAACUGCCUAGACGACAUAAGGAAAUUAGACAGGUUUAAAGAGCCCCCUGCGUUUGGGCCCAUGUGUGACCUGAUUUGGGCCGAUCCCGGGGAGGACUACGGUAGCGAGAAGACCAGUGAACACUUCAGCCACAAUUCAGUUAGAGGAUGCUCCUAUUUUUUCAGUUACUCUGCAGUGUGCGACUUUUUGGUAAAUAAUAACCUGCUCUCCGUAAUAAGAGCUCAUGAAGCACAGGACGCUGGGUACCGGAUGUAUAGAAAAAGUCAGACCACAGGCUUUCCCUCCUUAAUCACCAUCUUCUCGGCUCCAAAUUACCUAGACGUCUACAACAACAAAGCCGCCGUGUUGAAAUACGAGAACAACGUGAUGAACAUUCGACAGUUCAAUUGCUCCCCUCAUCCGUACUGGUUGCCUAACUUCAUGGAUGUCUUCACCUGGUCUUUGCCUUUCGUUGGAGAGAAGGUGACGGAGAUGCUGGUCAACGUGCUGAACAUUUGCUCCGACGACGAGCUCAUGUCAGAGGGAGAUGAUCUCUAUGAAGGUGGCACCACCGCGAUGCGUAAGGAGGUGAUCCGGAACAAGAUCCGAGCAGUGGGCAAAAUGGCCCGGGUCUUCUCUGUACUCAGGGAGGAGAGCGAGAGUGUGCUUACACUCAAAGGCCUGACCCCGACCGGAACUCUGCCGAUGGGCGUGCUGUCAGGCGGAAAGCAGACCUUACAGACCGCUACCAUUGAGGCAGCUAAAGCAAAAGCCAUUCAAGGCUUCUCUCCGACGAGGAAGAUUCGGAACUUUGAGGAGGCGCGGGGCCUGGACCGGAUAAACGAGAGGAUGCCUCCUCGCAAAGAUGGCCAGCAGCCGGACGGCACCACCAACAACACCUCCAACAAGAAUGGCACUGAUGGAUAGAAGGCAGAAGCUCCACCCCCAGAACCGCGCAGAGCCCAUACCGCCACUCCAGCUCCCCUCUUUUCCUCCUUUUUCUUCCCCCCCGCUUGGACUCCUCAGUCGCCUGACCACCACAGAUUGGGCAGGAGGCAGACUUGUCGCUUAAUAAACACAAAAGCCGGCGCUUGAAAGGAACACCAUCGGAAAAAUCCUAUUUAAAUAAGUCCCACUAGAUAUAUCGUGUUUUAGCAAGGCAUUUUCAUUGCAGGUGUUAACGUAUAAAUCUUGUAUUCAAGUCCUAAUUUGUACAUGUUAAGUUGUAAACAAUUUUUUUUUUUUAAGUUGCACCAGAAAGUGUUUUAGGCUUUUUUAAAAGUGUGUGUUUAAAAGCGGCACAUUUUCAGAAUUCUUUUCAGAAGGAAUCACUUCAGUGUCGCAGAUCUUGUCAUGACUGAGAACCUUGACAAGGGCGGGUGCUGCCCAAGUCAUGGCACGCGGACUCCAAGGCUGCUUUGGAUCGCAGUGGCGACCCGCUCGCUUUAGUCUGUCUCACCUUGGUUGAGGACUCCUCCCCAUCGACUGUCAUCAAUGCUGAAUAAGCUUUAACGUUGUAUAGUGGCGCUUUGAAGGGAAAACUCGAGGGAACUGUCUUCAGCAGAAGAUACCGUCGAGAAUUUUAGCUUCUCCAUCCAGUGUUUGAUUCUGUGGAUGAUUAAUCUCAUGUGUUACGAGAAUAAGGGAACUAUUUAAUAUUUUGUAUCAUGUUCAGAAAUGAUGAGACUUAUUUGUAAGGCAGAACUUUUUAAACCCAAAGAUGAGAGCGGAAUAGUAUUCAGCGUUUUCCCCCUGCGUUGUCUUACCCAAAUAAGAUCGGUUUGCUUGAAGGUUUCUGUUUGUGUUGCUUGGGACCUGAACAGGACGUGCUGCUCCGAAGGGUCACAUGACAGAGACUUCGGGUCGACUCGUGUUUCAGUCAUCGAGGGAGGGAAAAGCCUUCUCUUCCUUUAAUAUCUUGACGUCUUCGACACAUAUUUUCAAUUGUCUAUUGUUAAAAAAGGGAAACAUUUGAGUGCGAUCUUGUCAAGUACAGUUUUUUUUUUAAGCGCGUCCUCGACCCUUUAAAACUUUUGCAAGAACAAAUCAAUUGGUGCUGUGAGACGCUGGACUGUAACUCUGUCCAAAGGAAGGUUUCUUGUGCCCUUUGUUCAUUUAUUACAGGAGGUGUUUGCACUCAUGUGCCAUGCCUGCGCGGCCACACAUGAAGACUUAUACGGGUGACAACAUGCAAGCAUGUGAAUCGGAGUAAUGUUUCUAAGUAUUGGACAGGAGUAUGUCAUUUAUUUGAAGGGAACUCUUAAUGGGUAAGACCAGAGGUCCAGUGUAGGAGAGUGUGAUAUCGAUGACCUUAGAGGUUGUUUAAACAAAUAUAGACUUUGUCUUGCAAGGCCAUGAAUUGUUUUAUGUAGAUGUAUCAUUUGAAAUCCCAAAAUAAUAAAAUUGAUGACAGUAUUUUA
Molecule: messenger RNA, 3503 nt
Organism: Synchiropus splendidus (mandarinfish)
Lineage: Eukaryota; Metazoa; Chordata; Actinopteri; Syngnathiformes; Callionymidae
Gene: ppp3cca
Product: protein phosphatase 3, catalytic subunit, gamma isozyme, a
Exons: 14
Coding region: 487-2010 (507 amino acids)
Biological process (GO): calcineurin-mediated signaling
Cellular component (GO): cytoplasm; calcineurin complex
Molecular function (GO): calmodulin binding; calmodulin-dependent protein phosphatase activity
Source: RefSeq, a predicted model, not a curated record